Messenger RNA from Sitodiplosis mosellana (orange wheat blossom midge), 1310 nucleotides. RefSeq names its product SUMO-conjugating enzyme UBC9-B (gene lwr). Bases 249 to 728 code for a protein of 159 amino acids. The transcript is spliced from 3 exons. Gene Ontology annotation, molecular function: SUMO conjugating enzyme activity. Gene Ontology annotation, biological process: protein sumoylation. The record is from RefSeq and is a predicted model, not a curated record. Gene Ontology annotation, cellular component: nucleus. NCBI's taxonomy places the organism in Eukaryota, Metazoa, Arthropoda, Insecta, Diptera, Cecidomyiidae.
CUUUGCUUUUUCUGACGUAUAACACUGUGGCUCAUAAGUGCACAAGUAGCAUCCAAAAAGAGACGUGAAUAUUUCGAAGUUUGACAAAUCAAGGGGAGAUUUUUUUGGCUGCGAAUUUAAACGCUUUACGAAGAAAAUUGUUUCAAUUGAAGCCAUAGACGCAUAAAAUUGGUUACAGUUUAUCUACGAAAGCCACUAAGAAGUUGUGAAAUUUUAUCACAUUUGACAAACACACAAACAAAGGAAACAUGUCUGGAAUCGCUGUUGCUCGACUCGGUGAAGAACGGAAGGCAUGGAGAAAAGAUCAUCCAUUCGGUUUUGUGGCUCGCCCAACCAGAAAUCCGGACGGCACAUUGAAUUUGAUGGUUUGGGAUUGCGCUAUACCCGGCAAAAAAGGGACUCCAUGGGAAAAUGGUUUGUACAAAUUGCGAAUGAUUUUCAAAGAUGACUAUCCAACCAGUCCACCAAAGUGCAAAUUUGAACCGGCUUUGUUCCAUCCGAACGUGUAUCCAUCGGGCACAGUUUGUCUGUCGUUGCUCGACGAAGAGAAAGAUUGGCGUCCAGCGAUCACAAUUAAACAGAUUUUGCUCGGUAUCCAGGACCUGUUGAACGAACCAAACAUUAAGGAUCCCGCUCAGGCCGAGGCAUACACUAUUUACUGUCAAAAUCGGCUAGAAUACGAAAAACGAGUUCGCGCCCAAGCCCGAGCUAUGGCUGCUACUGAAUAAACUCCCCCAUCUGUUACUAUCAUGAAAACAAACGCCGAUCAAACCGAGAAAAAAAACAAUCUUUUGUGAGCGUGACUGCUGAUGGUUGACAUGCAAAUAUUCAAUUCUUCAUAAAAACAACAACUGGAUUUUCUAAACAUUUAUCUCCCUAUUUCUCUCCAAAAAAAAAUACAAAUUCUACAGUGUUGACAUUAGUUCCGAUUAUGACGCACUUGAUAAAAAAAACAUAAUUAAUAACAAUAAAAAUGCUAAUUUAAAUUGGAAAAUGUCAAACGGCAAUGAAAACACAAAACUGAAUUGAAUAACUUUGUGGAAAGCUAAGAUAAGAAAAAUAAAAUAAUCGAUAAUUUUACGAACCAAACAAAAAAAAGUGAAACGGAAAAUUCAAUCUCGACUUUAUUUUUCAUCUGAAAAUUUCCAGCUCAUUUUUUUUUUACUCCUUCUUCAUUUUCAGAGUUUAUUUUCAGUUUUCAUAGAGAUUAGACAUUCAAACAUUUUUGGUGAUAAAACACAUGAAAUAAAGCACGCCAAUCGCUUCGCUUGGUUCACCCCAAGUUGAUUGACGGAAAAUACACAGAAAAA